AUGCCUGGAGGUGCGUUGAGUGGCACACUUGAAGGCAAACGUCAGAAGCCUGAGUAUAAUAAAUUGUUAGCUGACCCUAUGCUCAAGUUCUCAGGGCUUUACCAAGAAGGAUGUGCAGAUCUAAUGGUUACAUGUCAAGUAUUCGCUGAUGGCCGGCCCCUUGCUCUUCCUGUAUCCACUUCAUAUAAAGCUUUCACUUCUCGUUGGAAUUGGAAUGAAUGGAUUACUCUUCCUGUAAUGUUCUGUGAUUUGCCACGCAAUGCUCAACUGGCACUCACCAUUUACGAUUGUGUGGGCCCAUCCCAAAUGCAUCCUGUUGGUGGCACAACUAUAUCAUUGUUUGGGAAACAUGGUGUAUUUAGACAGGGUAUGAUAGACUUGCGAAUCUGGCCGAAUUGUGAAGCAGAUGGUAACUAUCCUACAAGUACCCCUGGGAAAGCACGUGAUCAUGGAAAAGAGCAGAUGCAGAGAUUGGCAAAGUUGACUAAAAGACAUCGCAACAGUACAAUGGCGAAAGUUGAUUGGCUAGAUCGUCUUACAUUCCGAGAGAUUGAGUUAAUAAAUGAAAAGGAAAAAAGAAUAUCUGAUUAUAUGUACCUUAUGGUUGAGUUUCCAUCAGUGGAGUUAGAUAGCGCUUCUUAUUCUGUGGUGUAUUUUGAACAAGAUGGAGAUGAAAUAUAUCCUUUUAGAGCGCAAGCUGAUAUUGUCACUGUGCCUGAUUGUGAAAUUCUACAGGAAAAUUUGGUAGAAAGCAAACAUCAUAAACUUGCCCGAAGUGUUCGUAGUGGAGUCUCAGACAAAGAUGCAAAGCCAAAUGCUAAUGUAAGAGACACUCUGAACACAAUUGUUGGCUAUCCACCAACCAAACAACUCAGUACUGAAGAGCAAGACUUGGUAUGGAAGUACCGAUUCUACCUUAGCAAGGAAAAGAAGGCUUUGACUAAAUUCCUGAAAUGUGUGAAUUGGAAAGUGCCUACUGAAGCAAGUCAGGCUCUUGACAUGCUGCAAUUGUGGACUCCAAUGGAUGUAGAAGAUGCUUUGGAACUUUUGAGUCCCAACUUUACACAUCCAGUAGUUCGUCAGUAUGCAGUGACAAGACUCAAACAAGCACCUGAUGAGGAUCUUAUGCUAUACUUGCUGCAACUUGUUCAAGCUCUUAAGUAUGAAAAUUUUACCAAAAUCAAAGAAGCCUAUUGUAGGCUCUUUCCCGGUCAGAAUCCUCCAGAACAUCCAUCCCGGGAAGUCAGAGAGGGAUCAGAAACGGGUGUCAAGAAAUCCCAGAGUUGUACACCUAGUACGACAGUGACAGCACCAGCUGCUACUGAGGAUACUUCCAAUCCUGCCACAGAUAUACCUCAUUCCAAUUCACUUAGUGAUAGUUUUAUUUCAGAUACCCAUGAUAGCCUUCCACACAUGACCAGAAAGGACAGUGAGUGUGAUUUGGCAACUUUCCUCAUUCAUCGUGCAUGUCAGAAUUCUACUCUAGCCAACUACUUUUACUGGUAUCUUUUGAUAGAAUGUGAAGAUCAAGAACCUGCGGUAAAACAAGAUUCCAAAGUACGAGAUAUGUACCUUACUGUGAUGAAAACUUUUUCACAGACGCUGUUUAAAGGAAGUCCAGAUUGGCAGAAACGACGAACAUUCCUUCAUCGCCAACAGACUUUCAUUGACAAACUGGUAAAGCUUGUCAAAACUGUUGCACGAGAAAGUGGCAAUCGCAAAAAGAAGACUGAACGACUUCAGGCAUUGCUGGCUGAUGCCGAAGUCUUUAAAAUAAAUUUUGCCAAUUUUGAAGCAUUGCCUUUUCCUCUUGAUCCUGACAUCCUUAUUAAAGGAAUUGUACCAGAAAAGGCUAGUCUGUUCAAAUCAGCAUUAAUGCCUUCUCGUUUAACAUUUCUGACUGUUGAUGAAAGUGAAUAUGUGGCUAUCUUUAAACAUGGUGAUGACCUGAGGCAAGACCAGCUCAUUCUCCAAAUGAUAACAUUGAUGGAUAAGUUGCUUCGACGAGAGAAUCUUGACUUGAAGUUAACCCCAUAUCGUGUUCUGGCCACUAGUACACGUCAUGGAUUUGUUCAGUUCAUUGAUUCCAUUCCGGUGGCAGAGGUACUUGGAACAGAAGGAACUAUUCAGAACUUCUUCAGGAAACACAACCCUUCAGAAGUUGGCCCUUAUGGAAUUUCUGCUGAAGUUAUGGAUACUUACGUUAAAAGCUGUGCCGGCUACUGUGUUAUUACAUACCUCUUGGGUGUUGGUGAUCGGCAUUUAGACAACCUAUUAUUGACCACAUCAGGCAAGCUGUUUCAUAUAGACUUUGGUUACAUCUUGGGCCGAGAUCCAAAACCUCUUCCUCCCCCCAUGAAAUUAAGCAAGGAGAUGGUAGAAGCCAUGGGAGGAAUUCAUUCGGAACACUACCAGGAAUUUAGGAAGCAAUGCUAUACUGCUUUCUUGCAUUUGCGCCGACAUGCAAACUUGAUGCUCAAUCUAUUCUCAUUGAUGGUGGAUGCCAGUGUGCCGGACAUUGCCUUGGAACCUGAUAAGGCAGUCAAAAAAGUGCAAGACAAACUCCGUUUGGAUCUUUGUGAUGAAGAAGCUGUUCACUUCUUACAGAAUCUUUUGGAUAUGUCAGUUACAGCUGUGAUGGCUGUUCUUGUGGAGCAGUUACACAAGUUUGCACAGUAUUGGCGACGGUGAGCCCCACUGCAACAAAAUGCCACAAAAGGGGAUUUCUGUUCUAGUCAAUACAGGGUGCAUGCAGGACAAUCACGUGUGUAUUUUAUAAUCAUUUGUCAUAUGCUGCUAUUAAUUAUGCACUUAUUUGCAUCCUGCUGCCCACUUUCAAGAAAUGAAAGCCUAUGAAAGUGCUCCAAUCUUCUAAAGUUUGUGUAGUGUUUUAUUCAUGGAUUUUUAAGAUGAUAUUACAAAUUAAUGUUAAAUGAUUACAACAAGAGAUUGUUUACUACAAUGUAAUUUGUAAAAUAAAGGUUUUUAUACUUUGUAUAUGUACAUAUGUGGUUGUAAAAAAAGUGUCUGGCAGCAUUGACUUAAAGUGUAAUAUUAUGUUGUUUAAAUUACUGUGAUAGGUGGAAAAUCCACAUAAUGCACAGCAUAGGUCAUGUACAAAACCAAAAUCACAUGAAACUAUAGAUUACCUGAAACAUAUGUAGCCUUAACUUUUUUUCUUCUUGUUUGGAUUUUAUUUAUUUUGUAACUUAAGAUAUUCUUGAAAAACUUGUAAGAUAAAAUACUUUCUGUUAGAGUAAGAUUAUUUAAUACUCACUCAGUGAGCAGAGAUGUGGUACAUUUGCUGUGUCUGUUGUCUGUGUCAGAGCAAUGUGAUAUUCUUUGGCAUUUUAGAUUUGGUGCAUAUCGAUUGUGUUUUAAUUAUCAACUUGAACAAAUGCUUUGAAAAUCUUUUCAGAAUUACUUCCAAAUUGAAGAUGAAUGACUCAAAAUUGUGGAAGUUGCUCGAGUUGUGAUGUUGAAAUUUCUAUUUUAUUUACAUUUCAUUUACAUGUUUGUUAUAUGGAAAGAUACAACUGUUGUGAAAUGUUAUGUAAUGUUGUGCGAGUGUGUAAUAAUAUAUGAAACUUGAGUAUUCAUCAAUAGUAACGUGUGCAGUUGUCAGUGCUGAUACAACCAAACUUUUGUAAAAUAUAUACAUAUUUGUGUAAAAUUUUGUAAGAAUGAUUUUCUUUUUUUCCCUUUGUAUAAACAAGAACUAUCAAAUGAUUAAAAGAACAAAAUAUAAUCCAAACUUCUCUUGUAUUGACCUCGACUGUGAAUGAGAAAAAUAGCACCUUAAAGGGUAGUAAUUCUAUUGUUAUUACUAUACCAUUUUACAUCUUCAUAUUCCUCUGAAGCAAUUGUAAAGUUAAAUGUCAAAAGUACCAGUUUUAUUUAGAUUUAAAAGGUACUUAAAAAA
Messenger RNA from Gryllus bimaculatus (two-spotted cricket), 3922 nucleotides. The record is from the annotation of a GenBank genome assembly. NCBI's taxonomy places the organism in Eukaryota, Metazoa, Arthropoda, Insecta, Orthoptera, Gryllidae.